Paralichthys olivaceus (Japanese flounder) is the source of this 2297-nucleotide messenger RNA. Its product is annotated as arrestin domain-containing protein 3-like. The record is from RefSeq and is a predicted model, not a curated record. NCBI's taxonomy places the organism in Eukaryota, Metazoa, Chordata, Actinopteri, Pleuronectiformes, Paralichthyidae. Gene Ontology annotation, cellular component: plasma membrane; cytoplasm. Gene Ontology annotation, biological process: protein transport.
GUUCAUGGGAUCACGGUGGUCUCCGCUGGUGCAGGCACAGUUUUCUCCAGUACAGUGGAUGGCAGUAGAGGCCUGUGAUCGAGACUCGUCCAGGGCGUGUCCUGUCCCACCACCACCACCACCACCACCGGAUUCACUGAUGGCUGCCGUUAGGAAACAACAACAAGCAGUGGAGUGAACGGAUUCACACCAGCUGCAGAGUCCAUCUCAUGUUUCUGAUCCUUUCAACCCACCCCGUCCCGUCUCACCCGCGGUCAACCCACCACGAUGCCUUCCGUGCAGUGCUUGUUGCUGACGUACGACGCGCUGAACGAGAGCGGGACUUUCUCUGAGGGGGACACGGUGAAUGGCAAAUUGACUCUGGUGUUGCUGAAGGACAUUUCAGCCCAGAGCCUCUAUGUGAAACUGAAGGGGGACGCCGAGGUCCGCUGGUCCAAGAAGACCGGCGACAAAACACGGACAUACAGCUCAUCCAAGAGAUACUUCAAACUCAAGCAGUUCCUGAUCGCAGCCCAGGACUCCAAAGAAACGGAUGUUCCCAAAGGGACCCAUGUCUAUAAAUUUAGCUUUAAAAUACCAGAACAAAGUAUGCCUUCAUCCUUCAGAGGAAGUCAUGGAAAGAUCAUUUACAAGCUGGAAGCUGCACUGUCCAGAAGUUGGAGGAUGGACAGUACAACAAAAAAGGAGAUAAAUUUUGUCUCCAAAGCCUUUCCAAACAUUCACUCUCUGAUGGCACCUCAAGUUGGUUCAGUGCACAAAGAGAUGGGGCUGUUCUCAUCAGGACAAGUACACAUGGACGUCGGUGUUGACAAAACAGCUUACGCUCCAGGUGAAACAGCGAUGAUUGUCGCACAGAUCAACAAUUCCUCAUCCUCUGACAUGAAUCCCAAAUUCAGUUUUAUCCAGAAUGUGGUGUACCGUGCCAGCGGUAGUACCAAACUUGAAAACCUUGUUAUCCACAAAGUGGUUGGCAAAUGCGUUAAAGCCCAAACAAGGCAGGAGGUCCAGUGUGCAAUAAAGAUUCCUCCUGGUCAGAUGCAGACAAUCCAGAACUGUGAGAUAAUCACAGUGGAAUACUUUUUCAAGGUCUAUCUGGAUAUCAGCUUUGCUUUCGAUCCUGAGGUCUUGAUUCCAGUGACCAUUCUUCCUCUUGACUUCACUCCUGGUCUUCAGCCUGGUGUAACUGCGAGUCCCUAUCUAGCUGGAGCAACUGGUGGCCCAAGUAACAGUGACUUCCCUCCCCCAGCAGCGUCUUUUGGUCCAUAUCCUGCUUCCCCAAACUCAGGUGGUUAUGGAUACCCAGAAGCUGAAGGGUAUUCGGUGCCAAAACCUGCAUACUCCGAUAACCCACCAAUGUACGCUUUCCCAUCAAAUGCGUACCCUGCUCAGCCACCACACCUGAGUGGGGGCUACAAUAACCCAGUGCCUCAGCCACAAGCCCCUUAUGGAUCUCCCUUUUCGUCCUCAUCAUCGACGCCUGUGCUUCACCCUCCGCCUUCAGCCCCAACAUUUCAUCCACCCCCAUCUGCACCAGCAAUCAAUCCAUCCCCUUCUUCAUCUUUUAACAUGUCCCCAUCAGCUCCCACACACAACUCUCUGUCUUCUGCACCGAUGAUGAAUGUAGACUUCCUGUCUCAAUCGGAUGAACCUCCGCCAGCAUAUUCCCUCCUGUUCCCGUCUUCUGCUCCUGGAAAUUCUGAUGCAAAAUAAUCAAAGGAAUCCCUAACAUCUGCAUCAGUUGAUGAAGUAUUAAGUGAAAUGCCAAUAGUUAACCAUGUGAAAUCAGAUCACCUAUAACUCCUACCUUUGUUAUUAGCGUUGCACUUUGUUAGUGUUGUCGAAGAUGAAAGCAUUUCAAAUGAAAAGUGUACUUUGUGCAUUAUUUCUUGUUCGCAUGUAAACAAAAAUAGUUAAUAAUGAUUGUUUCGUUUGUCUGGUCAGUUAUCAGGUUGCUAAUUGGCUUUGUCCAGCUACUAAUACUACUGUUGCUCAAACCUCAGUCAUCAGGGUACACAGUGUUUUAAAUGUGCCUUGUUCAACUCAAGUGUCCUAGAACUGAUCAUUAUUCUUCUCAGCCUUAUACUUUUCUCUACUUUACUAUUCUGCAUCGAGGCAACUUGAAAUACACUAUUCACAAUGUUUUUAUGUGUCAAAACAAACAAAUCUAUAUUUUUAAGUUAUCAGUCUGUUGGGUUUUUUUUACGAGACAGCAACCUUUGUCUGCAAACCUGAUUUGUUGUUAUACUAACAAAGUGUUUUCUCUUAUAUGAAUAAACACCUGUUAUGGAAACAUUUCA